This is a messenger RNA of Rhopilema esculentum, 1557 nucleotides long. Its product is annotated as leucine-rich repeat-containing protein 34. Gene Ontology annotation, molecular function: protein binding. The record is from RefSeq and is a predicted model, not a curated record. Lineage: Eukaryota; Metazoa; Cnidaria; Scyphozoa; Rhizostomeae; Rhizostomatidae.
UUAUACGAGGUUCAUUUGCUUAGAUACAAAAUGGCGGGUUGUUUUCGUGUUUCUGCAACGGAAAUUUAAUGGAACCAGUAAUGGAAAUAAAAUAAUUAUCGCCGUCUUGACGUAUUGUUUAUUCACGCAUUUUGAAAAAACGAAUAUUUCUAAAGAGAUUUAACUUGAUGCUGGUUUCACCCUUCCUACACAUCACGAAGAAACAAGUUGAAAUGUCUUGUUGUUAGAAAAUAAACAGUCAACACAAAAUGUCAGACCCUCGUUCAACUAAAGAAGAUUAUUUGAAAGUCGUCACUGAGCUGAAAAAGGAUGUAAACAAAGAAAUUGUACUCAUGUUGAAGAGCGCCGAAGAUGAGCAUAUGACUGAACCAAUCUAUGAUUUCAAGCUAAAACUCAAUGGAAACAAGAAGAAUGAAAGAAAUGAAAUGUAUAGGAAGAGACUUGUUGAUGAGGAUGUUGACAUUCUGUUUCAAACAUUGAAAUCUAACUCAUUUGUGAUUGGUUUGGAUCUUGGGUAUAACAACAUUGGAGAUACUGGAGCAGAAAUACUUAGUAAACUGCUGCAGGAAACACUGGUGCUGCAAUCACUUAUUCUAAGCUACAAUGAUAUUGGUCCAGAAGGAGCUUGUGCAUUGGCUAAGGGAGUGCAGGUAAACGAGACCUUAAGAGUUUUAAAGUUGAAUGGGAAUAAAAUUGGAAACAAAGGAGGCCUGGCACUAGCUGGUGCUUUACAAGUAAACACUGUCCUGGAAGAUAUUGAUUUGGCAGAGACAGACAUGAAGAAUGAAACCGUGAUAGCCUAUGCGACCGUGUUUUGUCACAAUGGUGCAAUGAAAUAUGUCAAUUUGGACCGGCCCUUGUACACGAGUAAGCAGGAGGAAACGACAGUGCAUCUUGCUAACAUGCUGAAGGUAAACAGUCAUUUGCGUGAACUUCAUUUGUCGAAACAUGAUAUUCGCAACUUUGGAGCAGAGAGGCUUGCCGAAAACCUGGCAUUCAAUGUCUCUCUGACACAUCUUGAUUUGAGAGCGAAUCGGAUAUCUAGAGACGGUGCAUACUGCUUAGCCAAACUUCUCAAGGAGAACACGCCAUUAGAACACUUAAACCUUGCAUACAAUCGCAUUGAAGAUCAUGGUGCAGUCUAUCUAAGUGAAGCACUGGCAACUGCUAACAGCAACCUAACUACCUUAGUUGUCCGAGGCAACACAAUAAAUGGCAGGGGACUUUGUGCGUUGGCGAAAGCACUAGAAUCGAAUCAGACGUUAAAGCGAAUUUAUAUCUGGGGGAACAACAUGGAACGGGAUGCGUGCCAGGCGUUUGCGGACCUUCUAGCUGGUGUCGUGCCUCGAAUCAAUGCAAGUGAUGCUGAUGUGGAAGCUUAUUUUGUAGAUGAUGCUCCGUAUUUGGCAGAGGUUGACUGUCCCUAUUGAGACAUGUUUGAACAUUGGAGCCAUGUUGUUCUUGUGAAAAGUGCAACCUUGCAUUUUCACUUUCCGUGGUUGCAAAGCAGUUGUUUUAUAUUCAAUUUCGUCAAUAGAAUUAUUUUGUUUUGUGUUA